AUGAAAGGCUUAAUCGACCUCGGCGGGACUCGAACCUACGACCUCGCGGACGUUAGAAAUGAGUUAUUCCAGCUGAGCUAUGCCGCCCUCUCUUCAGGACACCUUGAUUCAAGAAAAGUUCGAUUUGGAAAAAAAUAUGAGCUACCCUGAUAACCCCUGUUGAAAAAGGUCGAAGAAUUUUUCCACGAAUAUCCAUAUUUUAGGCAAUCCCAUUUUUCUUCAUCCUCCUCUGCACUGCUUGCAUGUGCGCCGUGUACACCAACUCGAUCGUCUUCCAUUCGACGAUCAAUUUCCUGCACGCCUUCGAAAACGCCUCUUCUUCUGAUUGUACAGUUUACUUCACGCCUCUCAGUCUUUUGAGAAAAAAUAAUGAUUCAUCAUAAAGUUGCAAAAAAAAUGGCUCAAAGCGUUUUUUUGUCCCUCAAAGCUGCCCGCGACCUUGAAAAGCUUUUAUUUUUGAUCUGAAGAUGUCGAAAUGCGCAAGUAGUUUUCAGUCGGGCGCGCUUUAAUAGUUCGUUAAACUCGUGCUGAGCAACCUUGACUUGGGCCGGUCAAAAAAAUUUUCCAUAUGACGUCAUGGGAACAACAGGGAAUAUUAAAGGCGCAUGCUCAAUGGGUCAUGAGACGAAACGUUUCCUCAUUUGAGAAAAACGCAGAUGCCGUGUUCCAAGAGAUUCCGCGGAAUUCAAAAUAGCGGCCAGAGAAAUGAAUUUCGGAAGAUCAGAGAUGGUUUUGAAUAUUGCGAAAAUUACAUUGAACACGGCAUGUGUUAGGGCGCCGCAGUGCACACACACUACACACUACACUUUACGAAAAAUGGGUAGAGGGUCGUCAAAAAAACACCGUGUUCCAUGACCCUGUGAGCUAGAUAAAAAAGAGCGCUGGUCAGAAUUUACCAGUCGUGGCGGUUCAACUAUAUCUGACGUCUGUAUCUUUUUUUAAGAUUACGAAGAAGUAGACGUGCGGAUGAACGCUUCGACCUUACAGUCCUACAACGUCGUCACCCGCAAAGUCUACUAUCUUUCCAAUCCCCAGAAAGAGUCUUUGAUUACGGUGACUUCCAUUGGAACUGCAGUUGCUGCGGCUCCCAUAGCAUACGCCUAUAAUCAUAUGGGGUUCAGGUGA
Caenorhabditis auriculariae is the source of this 1125-nucleotide messenger RNA. NCBI's taxonomy places the organism in Eukaryota, Metazoa, Nematoda, Chromadorea, Rhabditida, Rhabditidae. The record is from the annotation of a GenBank genome assembly.